Molecule: messenger RNA, 588 nt
Organism: Chelonus insularis
Lineage: Eukaryota; Metazoa; Arthropoda; Insecta; Hymenoptera; Braconidae
Product: cuticle protein 7-like
Exons: 3
Coding region: 38-451 (137 amino acids)
Cellular component (GO): extracellular matrix
Source: RefSeq, a predicted model, not a curated record
UACCGACUCGAGAUUGAUUAAUUUCCCAAAUAUCAAGAUGGUAUUAAAGAUAUUGGUUACCUGGAUGCUUCUAUUCGCCGUAAUAGAAAGCUCUAUAGCAGCUCCUCAUAGAGCUCAUUCAUUUCAACACCAUCAUGGUCCGGUUAAAGGUGAUGCCGUGAAAGUAACGUGGAAAGAUAAACAUGGUCACGAAGUAGAAGACUACAAAGCUCAUCCGUACUACAAAUUUUCUUACGGAGUUGAGGAUGAACACACAAAAGAUCGUCAUGGUCAAAAAGAGCAUCGAGACGGUAAAGACGUAGAAGGGGAAUAUACGAUUCACGAGCCUGGUGGCAAUAUCAGAACCGUCAAGUACCACGCGGACCAUCAUGGUGGUUUUCAUGCUAUAGUACACAAUUCCGGAGGAAACGACCACUCCGGCGGUACCUACGGCGGCCACGGGCAUAGUUGAUAAAUCACUGCUAACCACCAGUGGUCUGUGAUACGAAUCAUUAUUAAUCGUUACGAACCCAACGUCGACUUGUCGUCGUCUCGCCACCAUUUAUUUUUUUUGCUGUUGAAAAUAAAUUGUUUUCAUUAUCGUCGUUA